Molecule: messenger RNA, 1349 nt
Organism: Lasiosphaeria miniovina
Lineage: Eukaryota; Fungi; Ascomycota; Sordariomycetes; Sordariales; Lasiosphaeriaceae
Product: nucleophile aminohydrolase
Exons: 3
Coding region: 251-1057 (268 amino acids)
Cellular component (GO): proteasome core complex
Source: RefSeq, a predicted model, not a curated record
CACUGCCUGCAGUACACCCUGGCUGGCAGCCUCCAACCAGGAAGGCAGCACUGCGGACGCGAAGCCAGCUCCAGCCUCAAUCCACCGCCCAACUUCGAGCUCCAGCUUCCAACAACGUAAUACACCAUCACCGCAUCCCAUCCGUUUGCGACCACCAAUCCACCACCGCGAGCCAGAUCGAGACAAAGACACAUCUCCGAACCCUCAACCCCUCUCCCAAUUUAGGGUCCCCGAAAAUAUAAAAGCAGCCAUGGAUCACCGCCCGCAAGCCUGGGGUCGUCCCAGAGACGACGUGUACGGCGCCUACGACUACUCGUAUCUACAGUCGGGCGGGCCGAAGCAGAUGACACAGUCGCCCGUGGUGACGGGCACGUCGGUGAUUGGGAUUAAGUUCAAGGACGGCGUCAUCUUGGCGGCUGACAACCUGGCAUCCUACGGCUCGCUGGCACGCUUCACGGAUGUCAAGCGGCUGCGGGUGUUCCUGGGGACGUCGGUGGUCGGCUUCGGCGGCGACGUCAGCGACAUGCAGUACCUAGACCGGCACCUGAACGAGCUAGCGAUCGACGAGUCGUACGAGGGCGGGGGCGCGCAGGAGGAGCACGGUGAGAAAGGCAAGCUGAACGCAGCGAACCUGCACACGUAUCUGCACAAGCUCAUGUACCGGCGGCGCAACGACUUUGACCCGCUGUGGAACCAGGUGCUGGUGGCGGGGCUCGACGCGGCCGGCAAGCCGCACCUGUCGUCGGUCGACCUGCGCGGCACCGCCUUCACGUCGCCUUCCUUGGCCACGGGCUUCGGCGCCGCCCUCGCCCAGCCCAUCAUGCGCAAGUACGCCGCCACCGAGGAGGACGCCGCCCGCCUCACCCGCGACCAGGCCGUCAAGGUCGUCCAGGAUUGCAUGAAGGUCCUCUACUACCGCGACGCCCGCUCCCUCGACAAGUACAGCAUCGCCGUCGUCACAAAGGACGGCGUCGAGCUCAAGGAGGACGAGCAGCUCGAGAAGCAGAGCUGGGCCUUUGCCGAGCAGAUCCGCGGCUACGGCACCCAGACCGUCUAAGAUGGGCGGACGAAAUGAUGCAUGUUGGAGCUACGAGUGAAUCGGAGUCUACGGGGGUGAGGACUAGUGGGUUCAGGCCAUCUCUGGAGUUUCAGGAUCACCGCGGUGCUAUAGACUCGAGAGCUGCCAGUUGCGCCAGCUGGAGCGCCAAGACGUUGGGCACGCCAUGACUUUGUGAACUUGAAUGGCAAUCUAGAUAGAGAGCGGUUACGAUACGACCGAAGCAGCCUACGGUAGCAAGGCUCAUGUAAUUUUAACACAUCAGACAUGGGAACCGGCGUUCACUCCUCGU